Molecule: messenger RNA, 1665 nt
Organism: Westerdykella ornata
Lineage: Eukaryota; Fungi; Ascomycota; Dothideomycetes; Pleosporales; Sporormiaceae
Product: Cupredoxin
Exons: 10
Coding region: 58-1527 (489 amino acids)
Molecular function (GO): copper ion binding; oxidoreductase activity
Source: RefSeq, a predicted model, not a curated record
UACCCAGACGAUACUUCAGCAGCGCCUAUCGAUUACUACGAGGUGGAAGUAAAGACGAUGGCGAAGCAGAUAUACCCAGACCUCCCGCCGACGGUACUGACCACCUAUGACGGAGUAUCGCCGGGGCCGAUAUUUGUUAUGCCGCAAGGAAGGGAGGCGGUUGUUCGAUUCUCCAACAAAGGCCCAUACAAUAUGGCAGUGCAUGUUCAUGGGCAAUAUAAUCGCGCCCCAUUCGAUGGAUGGGCGGCGGACUACGCGACGGCGGGUCAAUAUAAAGACUAUUAUUACCCCAACGCACAAAAUGCGCGCACGGCCUGGUAUCAUGAUCAUACCGAAUUCGCUACCGGAGAACAUGCGUACAAAGGCCAGGAGGGCAUGUAUAUUUUGACCGAUCCACAUGAACAGGGGUUGGGACUUCCCCGUGGACAGUACGAUGUGGUACUGGCAAUAACUUCGAAAUAUUAUAACGACGACGCCUCGCUGCGUUACCAUACCGACAAUAACCAAGCCUUAUGGGGCGACGUGAUCCAUGUAAACGGGCAGCCUUGGCCAUAUUUUGAAGUCGAACCGCGUAAAUAUAGACUCCGACUUCUCAACGGAGCUAUCAGCAGGGUAUUUCAUCUUUAUUUUGCAGAAGACCCAUCAUCAACCAAUAAGGAUGUGCAAUUCGAAGUCAUUGGGUCAGACACUGGUCUUCUAUCCCACCCCGUCCGCACCGACGACCUCUUAAUGGCGAUGGGCGAACGGUAUGAAAUCGUGGUUGAUUUCGCCAACUAUGCAGGGCGAAACUUAACACUGAAGAAUAAAAGAGGCAUGGAAGGAGGUAUCGAUUACGCCGCCACGGACUUGGUCAUGCGGUUCGUGGUCGGCGACCAAGUCACUGACACCUCAAACGAUGGGCCUAUCCCCUCCUCAUUGCGCGAGAUCAGGCCGCCACCCGCAAAAGGAGCACCGGAUAAAAGCUUCGUCUUCGAGAGAAUCCAUGACCGAUGGCUUAUAAACGGCGUUGGCUUCAGGGACAUUGAGAAUCGCAUUCUAGCACGGCCAUUGCGCGGAGAGGACGAGAUUUGGGAGAUGACUAAUGGAAGAGGGGGAACAACACACCCAGUACACAUUCAUCUCGUCGAUUUCCAGAUCUUGUCACGGACUGGAGGGCGAGGGGUGGUAUUGCCGUACGAGGCCGCUGGAAUGAAAGACGUUGUGUGGCUUUCCGCCGGAGAGACGGUUCGAGUCCUCGCUCGCUAUGCCCCUUGGAAUGGUGUAUUCCUGUUUCAUUGUCACAAUCUCGUUCACGAGGAUCACGACAUGAUGGUCGCUUUCAACGUCACCGAUCUGAAGCGAUGGGGCUACAACGAAUCCACCCAGUUCAUCGAUCCCAUGCAACCAGAGUUCCGCCCGAAAGACAUCAAUCCUGAGGACUACACCGAGGAAGCCAUCAUGAAGAAGAUCAAGUGGUUCUACGACACCAAUGCCUAUAACCACGGUAAAGUUGCGGAGGUGGACGCCGCCCUUGAUAAAUCUGUGUAACAUAACUCAGUGCAAUCCACAGAGGGCCGGUUCCCUCCUCAGUUCGAAUACAAAGCCGUGGCGUUGUGGGGCCAGUCUUAUCUUCUGUGUCUCAGCUGUAUGGAGUAUGCGGUUUUCGAUUCAUUCUCAAGAUGGUCC